AUGCACACUAAUAAACACAAGUGGGGCCACGAGGCAGAUAUAAUGAGGGUGCUGGAUGAUAUAGAGCACAACCUGUUUCUACCGCAGCGGCUUUUGCGCGAUGGUGUUGCUAGUGCUGCUAGUGCUGAUGAAUCACACGUUCAAUAUGGUACAGUCAAAGACUGCUCCGUGCUUACCUGCGGUUGCUGCAUAUCUGAAUCGCUGUUCCAUGAGCUAUGCAGGGGAACUUCAAGCCAACAAGCUGCUUGUCCCAUUUGCCAGCAAGAGAAUGUACAACUGCUUUCAGCCAUCACACCACUGCGUGAGUUGGCCCGUCAAAUUGACUUCUUCAGGAGUACUGCUGCACAGAAUGAAAGCAGGUACGAUGAGCACCCCGGUAUAACGAGGACUUCACCAUCGUUAUCAUCGGCGCUAUCGCUAACACCAUCGCGGUCUUCCUCCACUGUUGAGCUGGAAACAGACAAUAAGACACUGUCUAGCUCUACGGCAAAGGAGAAGUCAUCAUUGCUUGAACUCUUUCAUAUUGUAGCUUCGCGAAUACAUAAUUCGAACGCAGAGAUAAAGUCGGGCCAGCCACUUGCUAUUGGCACCGUUCAAGAACAAGAAGAACACAGCACCAAAGAGAACUAUUCAAGCAGUUUUCUCGAUCCUAAUUAUGAGGACCACACGAAUUGGAAAAUACUGGACAAUGCGUCGAACACAAGAACAGUGCCGAUAGACAACAAUUCCUCCUUGGUGUCCACAGACGUUACAGUGCCUUCCACGGCAACCUACCAGACGAAUAACGCACAUGAUGUGGACGAAGAGAAGGAAUACUUCUUCGCAAACUGUUUUCCCAUGUACCGAAAAAAAUUCCAGUUCAGCACACACCCCAAAUUCCUAGGGACAAAAUCCAAAUUAUUUAUCAACCAGAGCAUUUCUCCCGACUGUACCAAGUUCGCUCUCAUAACUGAACACAAGUGGGAAGUUUACUCGAUAAAUCCAAAGGACAAUUCUCCUCGGCUAAUAUCAUGUGGCAAGUCCAGUGGCGAAUAUGGACCUAACUUCAACCAACUAACGGAGCCAUCAUCGUCACUCUCGGCAACUUCUCAGGCAUCAAAAAAGAAAAAGAAGAGCUGGAGUCAACGUUUCUGCAAAUUAUCCAAUGAAUUCUUGAUAAUAUCGGGCUCGCAAAGCAUUCUCAAUAUCCACGACAUAAACCAAAAUGGCAAACUCAUCCACACCUACGUCUCGCGAUUCCCCAUUCGAUGCAUCGACAUAGACCCCAGUUCGCAGAUAAUAGCCUACGGAAUCACCGGUAAGGAUAGGCAUACGGGCGCAGAACAAGCAUUGGUAGUGAUCCAACAAAUUAUGAGGAAUAAAGUUACUUCAGAGCCUGAGUUUCCUCCACCAAUCACAAUAACACUUCCCUAUAGAGACCCCAUCAAUACAAUACAGCUUUCGCACGAUGCCAAGUACUUGACAUGUUCCACCGCGCUAGAGUCACGGUUCUUAAUCAUCUCCUUGCAGAAGAUUAACGAGCCCAGAUUGAUAAUGAAAAGCGUCCGAUCCAUCGACACCUCUUUGGAAUCUGAAGGUAUCACCGACACGAAACUCUUCCCGGGAAAUCCAAACCUGAUGUGUAUCACAUCCACAGCGUUCAACUCCUCUCCCCUAGUCAUAAACACGAAAAUCACCCAAAUAAACGGCGUGCGGUCUGUGGCCCAACCAUCCAUGCUAAUAAGAGUGGAUGAAAUCGGAUGCAAGAUUCAUAAAUGCGAAAUAUCGCCAAGAAACGACGCCAUUGCCUUCCUCGACCGGAACGGAUCAGUUUACAUUAUGUGUGCGCCCACCAUGAUUGACAACAAUGAAAAGAGAAGAACAAUUCUUGUUGAAACCGUGGCCAAUGCCUACAGAGCUUAUGAAUCCGCCACUUUGCGGUUUAACCCGGAGGGCAACAAGCUUUACAUCCUCGACAGAAAAGGAACCUUCUUUGUGGAGGAUUUUGCGUACGGCUUGCCCCAAUCUCGUGAAAUCACAAAAUGUAAGCAAAUAUUCCACAAGUAA
Messenger RNA from Saccharomyces mikatae IFO 1815, 2046 nucleotides. It is a transcript of the gene PTR3, whose product is annotated as Ptr3p. The transcript has a single exon. NCBI's taxonomy places the organism in Eukaryota, Fungi, Ascomycota, Saccharomycetes, Saccharomycetales, Saccharomycetaceae. The record is from RefSeq and is a predicted model, not a curated record. Bases 1 to 2046 code for a protein of 681 amino acids.